This is a messenger RNA of Gilbertella persicaria, 2952 nucleotides long. RefSeq names its product kinase-like domain-containing protein. The coding region runs from base 82 to 2712 and encodes 876 amino acids. The record is from RefSeq and is a predicted model, not a curated record. Gene Ontology annotation, molecular function: protein serine/threonine kinase activity; ATP binding; protein serine/threonine/tyrosine kinase activity. Lineage: Eukaryota; Fungi; Mucoromycota; Mucoromycetes; Mucorales; Choanephoraceae. The transcript has 9 exons. Gene Ontology annotation, biological process: peptidyl-threonine phosphorylation; peptidyl-serine phosphorylation.
CAACAACAACAACAGCAACAACAGCAACAACAGCAACAACAGCAACAACAACAACAACAGCAGCAGCAACAAGCGAGUUACAUGAAAUCCACCUUGGCUGAUCAACGUAGGCACUCAGUCGCAAAUUCGCCUCUUUCUAACAGAAACACAGCAGCAAGAGCCGAGUCCCCUUCUUUUACUAGUGAAGAUGAAGUUUCUCCUGUUACAACCACAGCUGUGUCUGCAUUAAAAAGAAGAUCGAUAUUAGCUGCAGCUACUGCUAAGGCUCGUCAACAACAACAACAACAACAACAACAAUGUCCUGAUAUAGUAGGAGCAGAUGAGACUGUAACCACUAAUGGCGGAGAUGAGAAACACAAGACAACAACCACACUGCUAAGAAAGAAAUCAUUGGCUAGUGAACCAGAUUUGCUUUCUCGUCGCAUGUCCAGAACGGAAAGUUUGAAAGAAGGUGUUCCUACCUCACCCUCCAUGAUGGCCGCACGCAUGUCUCGUAGAAAGAGUGUCGUCAAGCAGGAAUCACCAGUAAACCCCGCCCCCAAUUCAAGAAAAUCAAGAGAAAAUGGUAACACAACAGGAGAUGAACAGCCAGCUAAAAAGAACGUUGUUCGAAAACGUGGUAAGACUCUACCAGGCAAUUUAGCAAAGCCUCCCACUGUUCAAUCCUUGCAGCUACCUCCUAUGAAGAUUGAACCAAUCAAGCUGAAUAUGCCCAAGACUAACACAACAGUUAAGCGAGCACCUAAAUCACCUUCAAUUAAAGCAACUUUGAGUAGCAAUCGAAUGACAGCCAAGAAGCGCAUGUCGCUAUCAUCAGCCAAUACAACACCCAUACCAAAUAGCUCAUCAUCGUCCUCUUCGACAGAAGUACGACCUAAAAAGACAAAUUCUUCACGUAAAGCAAAAGGUCAGAGUCAUUUAGGCAUCUCUACUUCACGUCGUGCAUCUCUCAAAGCGCCUUCAUCCGCCAGUGUUGUCACACCACCACUCAAAAGUUCUCCUGUUUCUGCGUCUCCGCGUGUACGACCUAGAUCGACACGUCGUCAAAGCUUGGGCGUGUUGGAAAACAAAACGCAUAAAGAAGAGAUUGAGCAGCCUGUUAAUGCCAGAAAACUUAGUUCUGCCUAUUCCAACAGCAGAAAGAAUUCAUUAGUAGAUGAAGCUAUGAUGGAUAAAGAUAAAGGCCGUCAUCGUGCUAUUAGUCUGCGUGAAAAGCUAGAGGCCAUGGUAGCUCAGCAUGCUAUUCAUGAUGAAGAUACCAAACUUUUGCGCUCGCCUGGUGUUUAUCCAGCCAAUACAACAACAGGCAUGACAGCCACCGAGUAUUUGGCUCAUCGAGCAGCCCGUAAAAGCCAAACUUAUGAUAUUGAUGAAAAAUACGGCCAAUUAUUGUCACCAGAAGAGCGUGCUCGACCUCAACGCAUUAAAGAAACACUGAUGAUGUGGGAUAAAGAAAUGGUGGAAGCAUUCAGCCCUGGAGUUCCUAAAUCUCCACUUAUUGCUAUCAAGUUUUAUGGUCAUCAUUUGAGCCCAUUCGAGCAAACAGAGAUUCAGGCUUAUCCCGAAGUUUAUUUUGUCGGACAACAUGCUAAAAAAUACCAAGCCAUGCCAGAUAACCCCGCUUUAAAUUAUGGCUACGACGAUGAACGAGGUGAUUACAAGAGUGUCAUGAAUGAUCAUUUGGUGUACCGUUACGAAAUAAUGGAAGAAUUGGGUCGAGGUUCAUUUGGUCAAGUAGUUAAAUGCUAUGAUCACAAAACAGCCAGCACAGUGGCUGUCAAGUUGAUUCGAAACAAAAAACGAUUUUAUGCUCAGGCCAAGACUGAAGUUAAAAUCUUGAGCGACCUUUCAAAAUGGGAUCCCGAAGACCGCCAUCAUAACGUGAAAAUGACAGACAGCUUCUAUUUCAGAAACCAUUUGUGUAUAGCUUUUGAAUGCCUUAGCAUGAACUUGUAUGAAUUUAUCAAAGUUAACAAUUUCCAAGGUUUCCAUAUCACAUUGAUCAAAAGGUUUACCAUUCAAUUAUUACGUUCAUUGUCGUUGUUAGCAAGACAUGGAGUUGUUCAUUGUGAUUUGAAGCCAGAGAAUAUCCUUUUAAAACACCCCACCAAAAGCACAAUCAAAGUUAUUGAUUUCGGUAGUAGUUGCUUAGAAAACCAAAGAGUGUAUACAUACAUUCAGAGUCGAUUCUACAGAUCACCUGAAAUCAUUCUUGGUUUAGAUUACAAUACAGCUAUUGAUAUGUGGAGUUUAGGUUGUAUUAUUGCUGAGCUUUACACAGGUGUGCCUAUUUUUCCAGGUGAAAAUGAACAAGAGCAGCUUGCUUGUAUCAUGGAAAUCAUGGGUGUGCCUGAUCAAGAAUUAAUUCAGCAAAGUGAACGAAGACAUUUGUUUUUUGAUCGACGUGGUGAACCUCGUGUGGUGACCAACUCUCGUGGCAAACGACGCAAAGCAGGCACAAAAACAUUAAGUCAAGCACUGAGAUGCAAUGAUGCCUUAUUCUUGGAUUUUAUCCAACAAUGUUUACAAUGGGAUCCCUCCAAACGAUUGAGUCCUGAACAGGCCUUCCAACAUGAAUGGAUCUCACAAUCAACAAGACCUGUUGUUAGAAGCUCGCCUAUAGUUGCACCAACAGAUACUGAGCACCGUCAAGAGGAAUAUGGCGGCAAAUCACCGAGAUUGCUAUUACAUCCACCUCAACCUAUCAUAUAAAAAAAAUGGAUACCAGCUAAAUAUAUAUAUAAAUUACGCAUAUACUCUCCUUUCAAUGAAUUCUGUAUUUCCCCUUUCUUUUUUUUUCUCUUUUCACAAAUAUUACAUUCCCCUAUUGUGUGGUAUUGAUCAAACAUCUUGUGUAUAUAUAUUCAUAUAUAUUGGCUUUUUCAAAAUAGUUUGCUCUCCUUCAAAUAAACCUUCUGAUUAGCUUGCUAGAAAAUUGAAGCAAAUUCUAUA